Messenger RNA from Hibiscus syriacus, 1341 nucleotides. Its product is annotated as G patch domain-containing protein 8-like. Gene Ontology annotation, molecular function: nucleic acid binding. The transcript has 7 exons. Lineage: Eukaryota; Viridiplantae; Streptophyta; Magnoliopsida; Malvales; Malvaceae. Bases 1 to 1155 code for a protein of 384 amino acids. The record is from RefSeq and is a predicted model, not a curated record.
AUGGCGGCAGCCUUCGUUGUUUUUUCAGCCUGCUUGUUGAUGAUGAAUGGCCUCGGAGACGCGCGUUGCAUGGAAAUUAGCGAUGAAAGCCGAAGCUUUCUUGUCGAUACCAGGCUCCGCAACCACACGGAGAGUGUUGUCUUCGUCGCUCGGAUACACUUUCCUGGUGCUCCAAACGUCUUCACCUCCAUAAUAAUAGUCUUGAUCUCUACGGCCCUUCUUUGCUUUGAAGAAACUGAAGAAGGAGAAGGACUUCUUGUGCUUGUUCCCAGCCAUAGCUAUCUGUUUUUUGCAAUCUAUACACUGCGUUUUAGGAGGGAUGAGGCAUACGAAGAGUCACUUAUUGAGGAUUUGGCUGAAGAUUUUCGCUUGCCAAUUAAUCACAAGCCAACAGAGAAUGUUCAUCUGGAUAAUGUGCAACAAGCUACAGUGGAUACAAGGUUGAAUUCUUCAAAUGUUGGGUUUAGACUUCUUCAAAAAAUGGGUUGGAAAGGAAAAGGUCUUGGGAAGGAUGAACAGGGAAUAACCGAGCCUAUAAGAUCUGGGAUUAGAGAUCCAAAAUUAGGGAUUGGAAAACAAGAAGAAGAUGAUUUCUUCACUGCUGAAGAAAAUAUCCAGCGUAGGAAACUUGAUAUUGAGGUUGAGGAGACCGAGGAACAUGCAAAGAAGAGAGAGGUGUUAGCAGAACGUGAGCAGAAGAUUCAAACGGAGGUGAAAGAAAUACGCAAGGUGUUUUAUUGUGAGCUUUGCAACAAGCAAUACAAAUUGGCUAUGGAAUUUGAGGCCCAUCUGAGUUCAUAUGAUCACAACCACAGAAAGCGCUUUAAAGAAAUGCGAGAAAUGCACGGAAGUAGCAGUCGUGAUGAUAGACAAAAGCGGGAGCUGCAACGUCAAGAAAGAGAGAUGGCUAAGUUUGCUCAAAUGGCUGGUUCUCGUAAACAGCAGCAGCACCAGGAGUUACAGGAGGAAUCUGGGCCUGCCACUGCUCCUGCUGCUGCCACUGCGACCGCACUUGCUGAUCAGGAUCAGCGAAAGACGUUGAAGUUUGGUUUUUCUUCUAAAAGCAGCAGUUCUAAGAAUGCAUCGAGUAGUGCAGCGAAGAAACCAAAAGUAGCUGUUGCUUCCGUUUUCGGGAAAGACUGUGAUGAUGAAUAGAAAAACUUAGAAUUUUUAUCUCCUUGGGGAUGUUUGUGUUAAGUAAUUGCUUGCAUAAUCUUUAAAAGAAUGUUUUGACAGUGAUGGCCAAAAUGCGACAUUUUAAUGUAUUUGAUGUUGUCUAUUAGACAUUUACGUGAAGUAUGUACGAGUUGUGGAACAAAAGACAAAUUAUCAGUUAUAAGA